CGCGGGUGAUGGCGGCGGGCGCCGCGCCGCGCUGCGCCGUGCGGGACGCGCCUGUGCUGACCCGCACCGUGGCCCGUCCCGCCUGCGCUCGGCAGUUUCGCGGCGGCGGGGCGGGAUGAGGUGGUUGGCCUGGAAACUGAGCCUCAGCCGCCUUGUUCCUGUCGGUGCUAGGGCCGUUCAUGCGGCUUCUGCAUUCGGCUGCCGGAGGGGUGUUCGGCAGGGAAGUGGCAAAAUGGCUCUUGGGUAGCACUCGCUGGCUCGUCUGCAGUUAGCUCUGAGCAAAGCUUCUUAAACCGUUGCUUUUUUCUGUCAGAGACAAUGGAAUGCCGAUUAUACAGUAACUCUAGAGAUUCUGCAAGAGGAUGCUCUCAGUAUAACAUCUGCAGAGGAAAGAGAAACUCUUCCCGUUUUGACUCUUCUGACUUUUACUCCAGUCUUGGGUUGGAAGACUUCCCCUCUGUAGAUGACACUUCUGGAACAGAGGAGGAUACAGACUCAACUGUUUUAUAUGGAACUUUGCGAGGAAGCGUUGUUGGAUUGCGAUACUACACGGGGAUUGUUAAUAACAAUGAAAUGGUUGCACUUCAGAGGGAGCCCAAUAAUCCUUAUGAUAAAAAUGCAGUGAAAGUAAAUAAUGUGAAUGGAGACCAGGUAGGCCAUAUAAAAAAAGAGCUAGCAGCAGCACUGGCAGGCAUUAUGGACAGGAAACUAGCAGUAGUUGAAGGGGUUGUCCCUUAUGGAGCAAAAAAUGCCUUUACCAUGCCUGUACAAAUGAGCUUUUGGGGAAGAGAAGAAAACAAGGAAGCAGUUCUAGAUCAGCUAAAAAGGCAUGGAUUUAAACUGGCUCCUCCUUUGAAAGGUUCAGAAUGUGCCUUUGGAUCAAAGUGGAUUUCUGGGAGAGCUGGUCCAAGUUACAGUGCUCCGGUUCACGCUGCUGUGCAGUUGACAGCUGAACAGCUUAAAAGUGAAUUUGACAAACUGUUCGAGGAUCUGAAGGAAGAUGAUAAAACUUGUGAAAUGGAAGGAGCAGAGGCUGUUGGCACACCCUUGCUUCCCCAUCAGAAGCAAGCUUUAGCUUGGAUGGUUUCACGUGAGAACAGUAAUGAUUUGCCGCCAUUUUGGGAAGAGAGAAGUAACUUCUAUUACAAUAUACUUACAAAUUUCGCAGAAAAGCAGCGGCCAAAAAAUGUUCUUGGAGGAAUACUGGCUGAUGAUAUGGGACUGGGUAAAACACUUACUACUAUUGCAUUGAUUCUGACAAAUUUUCAAGAUGGUAAGCCUCUUCCUGUUGAGAAGAUCACAAAUGAUAAGUUUUAUGAGGAAUCUGGUACUAACAGCAUGAACAACGUUGGACGCAGACUAUGUAAAGACUCUAGCAAGGUGAUGGAGCCUGGUGUUUCUAACAUUAAAAAGUUUGAAACUACUUCGUUGAAAUACUCGAGGUGUCUUCCAAAAAGAGAUAAAGCCAAGAAACCCAGAUAUUCAGAAAGCAGCGACUUGGGAGAGUCUGAAGAAUGGCUGCUGCAACCAACAGGAAGUACUGCUAGUGUUCAGUCAGUUGAGAAGAACUAUUCUGAUGACGGCCCAAGAGCAACACUGAUUGUAUGUCCACUGUCUGUCCUAAGCAACUGGAUUGACCAGUUUGAACAACAUAUCCACGAAGAUUUUCAUGUAAAUAUUUAUGUUUAUUAUGGUUCCGACCGUAGCAAAGACCCAUCAGUUCUUUCAGAACAAGACAUCGUACUGACAACGUACAACAUCUUAGCUAGUGAUUAUGGAAUCAGAGGUGACAGCCCUUUACACAAAGUCAAGUGGCUGAGAAUUGUGUUGGAUGAGGGGCACACUAUACGAAAUCCAAAUGCUCAGCAAACUAAAGCUGCCUUAAAUCUGGAGGGACACAGAAGAUGGGUACUUACAGGCACUCCUAUUCAGAAUUCUGUAAAGGAUUUGUGGUCUCUUAUUUCCUUCUUAAAUCUGAAACCCUUUACUGAUAGAGAGUGGUGGCACAGAACAAUUCAACGUCCGGUCAUGAUGGGAGCUGCAGGAGGGCUUGGGCGUUUACAGUCUCUGAUUAGGAGUAUUACUCUUAGAAGAACUAAAACAACUAAAGUUAAAGGAAAACCCAUUUUGGAGUUACCAGAACGUAAAGUACUUAUUCAGCAUGUUACGCUGACAGAGGAAGAGAGGCAAAUCUAUCAGUCUGUGAAGAAAGAAGGCAAAGCUGCUAUUAGCAGAUUUUUCAGUGAAGGGACUGUACUAGCUCACUAUGCUGACAUCCUUGGUGUCCUGCUCAGAUUGAGGCAGCUUUGUUGUCACCCUCAUCUUUGUAUAAAUACUUCUAGUUUUUCAGCUGAUAAUAAAACUCCUGAAGAACUACAUGAGGCAUUAGUGAGUAAAAUGAAAUUGGUUCUGAGCUCUGGUUCAGAUGAAGAAUGUGCAGUUUGCUUGGAAUCACUGACUCGUCCUGUGAUAACACGCUGUGCACAUGUGUUUUGUAAGCCGUGUAUUUAUGAAGUCAUCAGAAGUGAGCAGCCAAAUGCCAAAUGUCCUCUCUGUAGGAAUGAGCUUCGAGUAGAGCACUUGGUGGAGUGUCCCCUAGGAGAUGAAAUAGACACAAGUAAUGGAAAGAAGUCUGAUCAGGAGUGGAUCUCCAGUUCAAAGAUAAACGCUCUCAUGCAUGCUUUGAUAGAACUACGGAGGGAUAAUCCAACUGCUAAAAGCCUCAUCGUUUCUCAGUUCACAACUUUCCUGUCACUGAUAGAAAAUCCCUUGAAAGAAUCAGGGUUUUCCUUUACUCGUUUGGAUGGGUCAAUGGCACAGAAGAAAAGAGUAGAAGCAAUUCAGUGUUUCCAAAGCAGCAAAGCAGGAUCCCCAACUGUAAUGCUUUUGUCUCUGAGAGCAGGUGGAGUUGGAUUAAAUCUGACAGCAGCUUCCCGAGUGUUUUUGAUGGAUCCUGCUUGGAAUCCUGCUGCAGAAGACCAGUGUUUUGACAGGUGUCACAGGCUGGGUCAGAAGCAUGAUGUUGUUAUUACCAAGUUCAUUGUGAAGGAUUCAGUAGAAGAAAAUAUGCUGAAAAUUCAGAAGAAGAAGAGGGAACUUGCAGCAGGAGCCUUUGCUACCAAAAAGCCUUCAGCAAGUGAAGUAAAACAAACAAAAAUUAAUGAGAUUAAGGCUCUAAUUGAUUUAUAGCUUGAAACGGUGGUAUUUUGAUUAAAUAAUAUACUUAAUAUUUUAGUUAUUACUGCUUUUCCAGUUACAUGUCUCAUGCCUAAAUUUUAGUUUUGCUGUUUAUGUGGUGGAAACAUAAAUGCUUUGGAUAAAAGCUAUGGUUGAUCCUAAAUGUUAAUUUAGAAAUGCACAAACUUGUUUUGAACUCCUGAAAUCUUUCCAGUAUUCAUUUAUUUGUAACGUUGCUUAUUACAUACAAUGCUUAAGAAUACAUAAAAAUCCCUUAAAACAGAAUGGCAUAUUCAUGUAUUCUAACUUGCAAGAAUUUAAUCUCCUUUUAGAGGUGAAAAGGUAACGAAAGGUAAAUAAUGUGUUUUGUUCUUCAGACUAAACCCUUAAGAAAUUAAUUAGCUUCAUGUUUCAAUCUCAGUGUUUCCUGAUAACCAAACAGGUCAUCUGGAUUGUUUGUUUCCAGAUAGGUGGUCAGUGAUCACUUCGUAAGGGUUUCUUACUUCGCAGACUGUGUUCAAAGAUGGUAUUUAAUUCAAAAUUGUAAAAUAUUUUUUUAUUCUUUCUGACUAAUACACAGGUGCAGCAGGGAGUUCCUCUGUAGAUUACUUCACAGGAGCUAGUAAAAAUGAAGUACUUAAAUUUGUAAAACGCUUUCUUCUAAUAUUUUACUUCUCAAACAGAAUACCACUGAUUUUUUGUAAAAGUAGAGGUUUUGUGGUUUGGAUAAAAUGCUAGAAUCAUAGGCUUGUAUUGAUAACACACUAAUUUCUGUGCACACUUGGACCAAUAUGACUGUGCUAUAUGCAAAGUAGAAUGACCCACUCAUCAGUGAAUCAGUUAGCCCUUGCAAAAUAAAUUAAACAGAACAAAUUAUUUUAAUAGCUGCCAGCUUUCUAACCAUUUUCUUGCACUGCUAAGUGCUUUUCCAAUCCCAUACAUAGGUUUUAAUGGAAUGCUGAUCUGCAUGUGUCUUGAUUUAGGAGGAAGAAUUUGGUAAACUACUCAUGUUCACGUACAGCAAAGUAAUAAAGAGCACCAAAGAAUUUCA
Molecule: messenger RNA, 4228 nt
Organism: Phalacrocorax carbo (great cormorant)
Lineage: Eukaryota; Metazoa; Chordata; Aves; Suliformes; Phalacrocoracidae
Source: RefSeq, a predicted model, not a curated record